Messenger RNA from Topomyia yanbarensis, 2564 nucleotides. RefSeq names its product cysteine--tRNA ligase, cytoplasmic (gene CysRS). Gene Ontology annotation, biological process: cysteinyl-tRNA aminoacylation. Lineage: Eukaryota; Metazoa; Arthropoda; Insecta; Diptera; Culicidae. Gene Ontology annotation, molecular function: ATP binding; cysteine-tRNA ligase activity. Gene Ontology annotation, cellular component: cytoplasm. Bases 217 to 2421 code for a protein of 734 amino acids. The record is from RefSeq and is a predicted model, not a curated record. The transcript has 3 exons.
GGUUUUUGCUAGUCUUGUCAAAAUCCUUAGCAUCACGUAUGUGUGUGACUAAUCGCAUGCAGGAUUCCCCUUGUUAAAAUUAUAGUUUUUAGUGUUUACCAAAAUCCUUCGAUUAUUAAAUAAAGUGCUGCAUCAAUCGCGGAAGAUUUGAUACAUAAAUUGGUGUGGUGUUAUUAAAAAAGGGCUGACGAAAUAUUUGCACCCGUGUCAACCAGAAUGACGAAACGUGUACAACCAACGUGGCAGCUGCCGACUCCGGUCCGGAAGGAAUCGCAACUUAGACUCUACAACAGCCUAACACGACAGAAAGAAUUGUUUGUCCCCCGAGACGGCCGAAACGUUAAAUGGUAUAGCUGUGGACCAACGGUGUACGACGCAUCGCAUAUGGGCCAUGCUCGGUCCUACAUCAGCUUCGACAUCUUGCGAAGGGUACUGACAGACUACUUUGGAUACAAUGUUUUCUACGUGAUGAACAUUACUGAUGUCGAUGAUAAGAUUAUUAAACGGGCGAGACAAAACUACUUGUAUGAGCGGUAUGUAACAACAACAACUUCUCUGGAGAAACUGUUGGAAGAUAAUAAAGAGGUGAUGGUGGCGUUCCAAGAGAAACUGGGUAGUACAACAGAUCCGGACAAGAAAGUCAUGAUGGAGCGAAUGUUAGAAAAGCUAACAAAUGCUGUGGAUAAUUUGACGAUUGCGGUAAAGAGUGGUCAGGAGGACAAAGUGAAGGAAGCCCAGAAACAAUUUCUUGAAAGUUCAAGAGAUCCGCUGGCGGAUUUGUUGGACAGUAAAGAAGGAGAUUCUGUGAACGAAAAUUCAAUUUUUGAGACGCUGCCUCGUUACUGGGAAGAUGAAUUCCAUAAGGAUAUGAAUGCUCUGAACGUGCUACCGCCCGAUGUGUUGACACGGGUCAGUGAGUAUGUGCCACAGAUUGUGGAAUAUACCCAGCAAAUUAUUGAUAACGGAUUGGCAUACGAGGCCAACGGAUCGGUUUACUUCGACGUAGCUGGUUUCGAUAAACGCGACAAACAUUAUUACGCCAAACUUGUGCCAGAAGCCUACGGAGAUACUAAAGCGCUGCAGGAAGGCGAAGGCGAUUUGAGUACUACCGAAGAUCGACUGUCGGAGAAACGAUCACCGAAUGAUUUUGCUUUGUGGAAGAGUAGCAAGGCCGGAGAACCCUGGUGGGACAGUCCCUGGGGCAAGGGCCGACCUGGAUGGCAUAUCGAGUGCUCUGCCAUGGCAUCCGAUAUUUGCGGGGACUAUCUGGACAUUCACACUGGUGGAGUUGAUCUCAAAUUUCCGCAUCAUGACAACGAGUUGGCACAAAGUGAGGCACAUGAUGAUAGUUCGGAAUGGGUCAAGUAUUUCCUACACACCGGCCACCUGACGAUUGCCGGUUGCAAGAUGUCUAAAUCGCUAAAGAACUUCGUGACAAUUCAACAGGCCCUUCAGAAACAUAGCGCAUGUCAACUGAGGUUGGCCUUCCUGCUGCACUCAUGGAAAGACACGUUAGACUACUCGGAAAACACGAUGGAAAUGGCUGUUCAGUAUGAACGAUUUUUGAAUGAAUUUUUCCUUAAUGUUAAAGACUUGACGCGGCACGUGGUCACCGGAAAACCUAGAGAGCAAUUUAAUCGGUGGACUGUUGUCGAAACGGAUUUGCAGCAAAAGCUAAACGCCAUCAAGGAGGCAGUCCAUGAAGCGCUUUGUGAUAACGUUGAUACCCGAACAGCUUUGGAUGCUCUGAGAGAUCUGGUGUCACACAGCAAUGUUUAUAUUCGGGACCAUAAGAACGAACUGAACGCUCUGUUGUUAAGACGUAUUGCCAGCUAUAUAACUGAGUUGUUGCAUAUGUUCGGUGCGAUCAGUGGUCCGCGUGGAGGAAUCGGAUUUCCUGUUGGAAAUGCUGAAAAUACAGAUCUCGAGCAAACCGUCAUGCCUUUCCUUUCUGCAUUAUCGGAAUUCCGUACGGCUGUUCGCGAACAAGCUCGAUCGUUGAAAGCGACCGCCAUCCUCACGCUCUGCGAUCAGCUUAGAGACGACAUCCUUCCGAAUCUGGGUGUUCGGUUGGAGGACCGCGAAGGCAAUGCCUCUGCCCUGAAACUAGUGGACCGUGACGUUCUUCUGAAGGAACGAGAGGCCAAACGCACCGAAGAAGCACGUAGAGCAGCUGAAAAGGAACGCAAAAAAGCUGAGCUAGCUGCUGCUCAAGCUGCCAAGGAUGCUCAGAAGAAAAUUAAUCCGGCGGACUUGUUCCGAGCAGAAAUCGAUAAAUAUUCAGCAUUCGACGAAAGUGGUCUGCCGACACACGAUGUCGAGGGAAAGGAAAUUAGCAAAGGGCAACAGAAGAAGCUCCAGAAACUUCAACAGCAGCAGCAGAAGCGCUACCAGGAGUAUCAAGAAUCGUUGAAGGUUUGACGCGAUGAGUCCCUGCCCUAAACUUAUAAGUGAUAAAUUGGAUCAAAUAAGUAUGCUGCGUACAUUUUAUUUAUAAUUCAUUUCUGCAUUUAACAAAGUUCUCUAUAAACCCGAAAUACAACUUUAAUUCUGUCAAAUGCAUU